Molecule: messenger RNA, 5313 nt
Organism: Babesia ovata
Lineage: Eukaryota; Apicomplexa; Aconoidasida; Piroplasmida; Babesiidae
Exons: 2
Coding region: 1-5313 (1770 amino acids)
Source: RefSeq, a predicted model, not a curated record
AUGGGUUUAAUUGGUGGGAGUGAGGAAGUCAAAAAUGCUAUUAUAAAGGGUUUGCAAAGUAAUGUAAAUCAGCUUGAUAAGCUUUUGAAAGCAUCUUGCGGAGAUAAGGGGUGUUGUGAGUAUAAUGAUGAAAAAAACCAGCUUAAUGAAGUCAAUGAUAAACUUAAAAAACACCUUAAAGAUGAUCAAAAUCCCUCUGUAAAUCUUGCCGACAUCCUUACUAAGUGCAAGUUAAAUCCAUCUGAUGGUCCCUUAAAUAAGCUUAAUGAUGAAAUUCCUAAAAAAAUUCAGGGGCUUAAUGAGCAAAUUAAUAAGCUUAAAAACGAGCAAAAUGAUGUUGAUAAAAGUAAAAAUGCCUCUCAAAUUGACAAGCUUUCUAAAUCUCUUAACUCUCAUAAUGCUUCCAAGAGGUCUCUUGAGACGCUGAAAGAGCUUUGUGGAUAUGCUGAGAAAAUUGACAAAAAUAAUGAACAGCCUAAAAACCUUUUAGAUAACCUCUGCACAGGCCUCGAAAAAUUUCUCGGCUACCAGAAUGGUAAUUACACCGGAGAAGGCAUCGUGUACUCCGACCUUGACAGGCUCUGCGACGGGGUGAUGUCUUUCCUUCAUGGUGUUUUACAUAGCAUUAAGCCUAAAUUAGGAUUACAUAAAAAUAAAAUUGAUGAAGCUAUAAACCUUCUUGACACCCAUAAACACUCUGGCAAAGAUGGUUUUAAUGCUGCGAUUGGCGCAGUGGUGGAGGGGGUGAACAAGUAUAAUGAGGGUGUGAGGGAGUCGAACAAAAAGGUGAGUGGACAAAUUCAUAGUUUUCAGCGGAAGAUGAAUGAACUUAAAGAGCAAGUAAGUGAAAUAUUGCCAGAGAAAAAAGCUGAGAAAACAAUUCCUCCAAAACCAGUGGAGCCGUAUAGCUCCAAGGAUGUUCGUCAGGGAGAAGAGAACAUUAAGAAAAAAUUGGAGGACUGCAAAAAUAAUGCAAAAGAGUUUAGUGAAGCUUUAGAUAUUAGGACAAAUAAAAACAAAAUAAAAGAGUCAAUUGAAGACUUAAAUCCCAAAUUGCAGGACAGCGUGAUGAACGCCGUGAAAGCGGUGCAGCAUGAGAGUAAGCGCCUUGAGGAAUUGUCUGAGAGGGAGGAAAAUGUGUUAAAGGAGACGACGGGAAAAAUCAGUGAGGUGAUGAAAAAGCUUGGAGAAGAUGUGAAUUUGAAGAUUGAUGGAAAGGUGCAUGAGCUUGUGGAGCAUUUGAAGGGGAAAGUGAGUGAAAUUUUGAAGGAUUUGGACAAAAUAAGUAAGGAUCUGGAACAAUACACUCUGGCUCUGCAUAAGUGGAUUGAGCAGGUGCACAACGUUAUUACGGCAGCGGACGAAAAGGUAACCGAAAUUGUUGAGAAGGAUAAUAUUGGACGCGGAAAUCAGGAGGUGAUAAAAGACAUAGUUGCAAAUCAGUUGAUACAAUGGAGGAGUAAAAUAGGGAAUUACAUAUGUAACGUAAAAGAUUACGCUGACGAGCUUAAUGCGAAGGUUAAGGAGCUGGGGAAGCAGUUUCAGGAGAGAGGCAGGGACGCGCCGGGAAGUAUUGAUAAGAUUUUUGAAGAGAUUAAGCAGAAAGUGGGAGAGAUUAAGGGAACGGAUGGAGGAAAUGGUCUCCAUGGAAUCGUUGGUUCCGGUGGCACGUAUAGUACCAAAAUUGUCUCCCCCCUUAAUACUCUCAACUCCAAAGCCCUUGAACUCACCAAAGAGUUCAUCGACGCGCAGGCGGCGGAGCUGGUGGAAAGGAUUGAGAGGCAGUUGGAGAGCAUGCCGGAGAGUGUUAAGCAUGGAAGGAAUGGACAUGGAACUAAUUUGAGUGGUUUCAAAAGCAGGAUUCAAAAUUUGAAAAGCAAUUCCCCUCAGAAUACUGAGACUUACAAAUCGCAGUUUGAGCCUUUACAUUAUGAGGCUCUGAAAGCCAUUAAUGCCGCCAACGAAACUUGGAUAGGGCACAUUAGUCAGCAGUUGUCACCGUUGAGAACUCAGGCAAUUCAGCUUACUGCUAAACAGGCAUGGGAGGUUCAACAAUUUUUAAACAAUUUUGAAAAGCAACUGGAGGAGCUGAGGAAGGUUGCAACAUGCGCUGGCAAUAAUCGGUGGAAUGAGCAGUUUAAUCAGUGGACACGCUAUGUCGAACAGGUACAAACUGAUCUAGUGCAGUGCAUUCAAAAGGGACAGGGUUCCAGUACAUUAAGUGCACUGAAUUCGUCGUUGUCCAGAAAUUCACAACAAUUGCUUCAACAGCAGAUUCCGAAUUCUGUCUCUCAACUUCAGCUUAUUUCUCAGCAACUUGGUAAUACAAUAGAGGCGCAGAAGCAGUCUCUCCAAUAUGGCACAUAUGGGCAACCUUUGCCGCAACGCAGCUACCCCAGUGGUUUGAAUCGAAGUCAACAAUACGGUCAUUACCAACUCCCCACCCCCAACCAGAAAUCUCAUCUUGAAACGUUGCUCGAGAAAUUCGAAGCAGAUGUCAAGAAAAAGGUUAGUGAGCUUGUCACUGGUGUAGGCUUAACCAAAAGUACAGGCGUCCACGCUCAAUUGGACGCCGUUAAAAACAACGUUGAUGGCCUGAGCAGUAAGCUUGACACGGCGACUGGCUUCCAACCUGAUGGCGUCAGGUCAUCCGGCACGGUGGAAAACCACGCUAAAAACGUCGACCAGGCGAUUAACACCAUCACUAAGCAAGCAUCUGAAUUAGAUGGCCGUGACACGGUACAGAAGCUUACAGAAUUUUCUACCCAAAUUACCGCUCAACUCAAAGAGCUUCUGAAUGCAUUCGCCGAUAAGGGUGCAGAUGUGAGGGAACGGUUAGGCGAUUUGGCAAAGAAGAUUUCUAAGGAAACGCCUAACGUAGCUUAUACGCUUCGAAAAAUCAAGGAUGAUCUCAGCCAGCUGCAGGCAUCCCUGUUGACUGGCCCAAUUAAAAAGGCUCGAGAGUUCCUCCAAAAAGAAGCCGAACAGGCAGAGAAACACUUCGCCAAGGCACUCAAGGAAGACGUCGACAAACUCAUACAGAACGCCGGCACCGAUCUCACAGCGCACGCCCGGAAGCAGUAUGUCGACGCAAUAAAGGAUCUGUUAACAAAGUUCGCUGAGAAAGUCGGUGAAGAACUAAGAGGGUUGCCCGCAAAAAUCGACGACGACAAACACGUCGGCCUGAAAGGCUUUAUGGAGCGAUUCGACAACUGUAUCACUGCCCCGCUUAAGACGCUGGCAACAUCAUUUGAUGCUUCUUCCGUUACAUCGCCAAACGACAAGAAUAAUUUCGCCAAAUUGGCCAACAAAUUCACUCAUUGUUUCAACCACUUUUUUUCUGAAGCCGAACGGGACGAAGACUUUAAAAAGUCACGUCCAGUAGUGGAAGCUUCAAGAAUGUCUAUGCAGACUCUGCUGACAGCCCUUUAUAACUCACAACACUUCGACCACACUUUCAAUACGAACAUAGAUAAUUUCAAUAAUGUAUUACCUAACUUUGCGCCUAAACAAUUUGCCGGUACGUGCAGUCCUCUGCUGGAUGCGCUUAAUGCUGGUCUUAACAGGCUGGGCACCGAGCUUAAUAAAGCUUACGUUAACACGUACGACGGUGUUACAUUCGAUGAUAAGUUGGUCAUUGAAAAGACCACUGACCCCGAAAAAACUGUAAAAUCCGAAUUGACCGACGAGGGAAGAAACUGCGCCAAAGUGUGUCUCACCAUUCUGGACAUCUUCUACAACCAACUUUAUUCCCUGUUCUAUCACUGCUACGCCGACUGGUCAACUCAAACCAUCCAAGGAAAAAAGGAUUACGAAGAGUUGAGAAAUUUCUUCGAGCGUCAAGGCUACGAUGUUGCCCAUCUCAAUAAGGACAAGAGGGGUGCAGAAGUGGGAGGCUUCUUGACCACUGCGUUCGCAUCUCAUAAAGAGUUCCAGCAACCUAAACCUAAACUAAAAACAUUAGAUGAAUACUUAGAUACAUUUAAAGAUCCCACUGGCCCAGUGUCCCAAUUGUUCGAUUAUCUCAACACAUACUACGACGUUUGCCAUCAUUCCACAAUAUCGUCCAACAAGCAUCCCUCGUCCAUUUACGAUAUGCUCACAUGGCUUAGCGGUCUCACUCAUAAUCGUGUCUAUGACGAAUUGGCACUCAACGGUUUUAGUGGCCUAUUUGAGAAGCCGAAGAACAAGGCCUCCGAAACACAGGCAGACGAUCCCAUUCUGCUGCAGCAAGAUGACGACGCUUUGGACGCCUACCCAAAGAAGAUCACGGCUACGGGCCUGUCAGGUACGCUUGCAGAAGUGUGCCAUUAUUCCUAUGAGACGCUGGUUGCAAUCCUCGGCAACGGCCACUCGGGUGGAGUAUAUGCGUGUGAAUUUAACAUUAACGCGCAGGGCUUCGUAUACCCUUCCAACAUGAACACAUUAAUAUGUAUGUUGUAUGAAAUCCUCCAACGUAUUUACGAACAACUGUAUUUCCUGUACCAAAUGUGUACGCACGAUACUACGUUGAGUGGAUGGAAAGAGUGUUGGUACGGCAGCGGUGUAGGUGGUUCCAGUUGGAAAUGCAACAGCUUACAGUGUGGUAACCAAACUGGCGACCAGACGCAUAACCAAUGUGGUAACCAACGUGCCAACCAAACAGCUGACCAACUGGGUGACCAACCAUGUAAGCAACAUCCUAGCUGUGGCCUAAAAUCCCCUCUCGAGUCGUUCCUGGAAGAUGGGUUACAGGGCUUCCUACCGCACAGCCUAGAUGGCAAGUCCGGCAAACUCAACUGCGCAGUCAAAAACCAUUUUAACGUGCCGUGCAAAACGCCGAUGGGCUUUGCAGAUAUCAGUCAAAUAGCGUCGCAUAGACAAACUGGUAAUUAUCUAAGAAAUAUGCUUCGUGAUUUCUGUGGUAACAAAUCACCGCUCACUGCGCUUCUCAGUCAACUGAGAUGUGUCCUACCAAGCGCACCUAAAACGCUCGGUGACAUGUUCGGUUUCUACUACAGCUUGCUUGCUGACUGGGAUGGCAAGGGUAGCAACCAUGUGCAACGUAACAAACACAGGGAAGCAGCUUAUAGAGAUGCCGUCCAAAAAGCAAACUUCAGAAAUCCAGACACUGAUCUGGAGUUGACUUCCAUGUUCAGUAGCAGCAACCACGGGCACACUAAAGAUACGCCGCAUCUCGUCGGUGAUCUUUACUCUCUGGUGAACUGCAAGUAUAAAAGAACAAACGAUCCAGCUCACCCCUGCGGUUCAUAUAUCAAACCACUAUGUCGUGACAUCUGCGGUACGUUUACCGAAAAGCAUGCUGUUGUAUGA